CGUGAGAGGAUCGAGCGAAAAUGUUCAUCAGUGUCUGUUUUGGCUUUCUCUGUGACGUACGCUUCGUAUCGUAUAUAGUGUAAGCGAAAAAAUCUGCGGCCAUAAGCCCGUGGACUCGGCGAAUAGUGUUGAAUGUGCAGUGAGGGCUAAAAUUUGUGCCGGGUGUUGAGAAAUUCGUGUGGUGGUUGCUAGAGGCGUGUAUGAGGCACCUGGUGCUGCUAUCCCAAUGGGAUUGGAUGUGAAAACUUGCUGUAGAUUGUGUCUGAAGGAUGCCGCCAGUGAACAGGCGACCCACAUCGAUUUGCAGCAGCAGCAAGAAGUGGGCGAGCUUGUUAAGAAUCUGUACGGUUUCAGCAUCAAAUAUUCCGACCGAGGCUCCAACUUGGUUUGUGUGCCGUGCUACAAAGAUGCCACCAAACUGAAGAAGCAUAUUGAUGUGCAUCGGGCCAAAACCAACCUGGUAUCGCUGAACCAAGCGAUUCUCAACUCGCAGGCUGUGGCGUUCCCCGAGGAGGAUGAGCCGGAAUCUGUAGAAAAUGGACCAAGUUAUGAAACCAGAGACGGGUACCUACCGCCCGCCUCUACCCCAUCGGAUAUGUUGAUGGUGGUGGAGGAUUGCAUGCGCAGUAAGCGCUUUCGUGACAUGUUGCAAGACCCCUUUGAACUGGCUCACAUGCGUGUAUCGGGACCUAUCUACCAGGAAGAUACCGACAGCUUCCUGGAUAUCUGGCAUCCUGUACAAAUGUUCUGCACUAAAUGCUGCACUCCGUUCGAUGAUCCGCUUGCGAUGGAUGCACACGAAAAGUGCAGAUUCAAAUGUCUAUACUGCAAGCGAACCUACGCGUUCCGUGAAAGUUACUUGGUGCAUACUUGCCCGAAAAGAGAUCGUUGCAGGAAUGCACAGAAAAGAAAAUAUGUGGACGUAAUUUUGGGACCUCCUGCGAAACGUGCUAAAGUAGUCGAAGAUCCACAACUGGCUGCUGUAGUUGAACGUGAAAAACCUAAAGAAAAGCCAGCGCUACAAGCGAUAGCUGUGCCAAGCCCAGAGAAGAAUAGUGUGCAAGUUAUAACCCUGCCGGACUUGCUACCAGCGCCCGCUGUGGUGCCUCACAUUGAAGGGGAAGCUAAUCUGGAUGCAGAGUUGUCCAAUCUACUGGAGCGUUGGUAUGGCCAAAACGAGGACAUUGAUGAACUGAGUCAUACGAAUCUGGGUGCAAUCCAGAUCACUAAUGACAAUGGUGUUAUUACUAACUCAGAAUUCUAUGGUCGUGUCAUUGACACGGCUUUUACGACCACUUCUGAAGUUCAAAGACCAGCUAUUUCAGUUAAACCAAUGAGCCAAUUGAUUGAUGCUACUGCUGAGCCAAUCUCGUCCAUCAUGCAAUUGCCUUCCACGUCUGACCCGCCCGUUGAGAUAAUAGAAAUCGAUGACGACGACGAGGUAGAAGCUGGCCAGGCAGGUGCCCUUACUGCCAGUUGCCCACAAUUGAACAAACCAGAUCAGCCCGCACUUAGCGAGUCCGAUAUUUUAAACAUAGUAAAACAUUUCCGGGGCAUCGAUGAAAACGAAUCAUAUCUUAUUAAGGCAAAAAUAAACGGAGCGCAGAAAUUGAUCUGUAUAAGUAAAAGAAAAGGUGAAGGCAACGGGCAACCUACUAACACAGCUACAAUUGUAAACAAUAACUCAGCGCUUCAGUCUGUUAGCCGGAGGCCAGAACAGAGACCGGUGGUGAUAGCACCAACCAUAAGACCUCAACCUACGAUGGUUAGUCCUUCCGCACCAGCAGUAUCUUCAGCGCCUGCGAAAUCAACGCUUGUAGUGAAAAACGUGGCGGACAUUAAUGGAAUGCAGAAUCCAGUGCAGACUCCAAAUACCACUGUCCCACAGUUAAAAAUAGCGCAUGUACAAUCUUUGGUACAGCAGCCACAAGCGACUCAAAGCAACCAGCAACUUCAUAGAAUGUCCAACGGUAAACAAGUAGCCGUGAAGCAAUCUGUCAAUCGUCAAACAGCAUCUGGUGGCAACCCAAAGAUAGUGACAAUUCCCAAAAGAGUGCCGGCGUCGAUAAGAUCUGCUGCCAGCAAUCAACAAUCCACUAGCAGCGGAGGUGAUCCUCGAAGGAUCAUUGUGGGCAGUAAUUCCCUUAAAUUACUUAACACAGCCAAACCACUGAAACCUAACACUCCUAAAUCGCUGAUGACUGGGGCCAUUGCUUCCAGUUCCAGCACGACGACUUCGACACAGCAACGUAUCAUUGUGCAGAGAAAACAGGUUCAAACCAUAAUUCAAUCGUCGGUCAGUCGCACAUCUAGUGGCGCUGUCAGUAGCGUUCAAAGCGUCGCCGACAGUGAUGCUGCUGCCACUAAUUCACUCCUACGCUCACAACUGCUUCAACGCCCGGCUAGAAUCUAUCCAGGAUCGGCAGGUGCAGCGUCGCAUGGUGACGGUAUGACCGUCGCUCAGCCGAAGAUAGUGGCGACCGGGGGAAAGGUGAUGGCCGUCAGCCCCUCUGGCAGGCACUUUCAGCUGAACAGCACGACCAUUACACGGCUGAAUUAAUCCUCCGUGAGUAUAGUAAUUUAGACGUUUAAGUAAAAUGACAGAGUUGUUCUAAACAGGUAUUUAACCGUUACAUUCUGCGGCAUAUUAUUGGAUUUAGUGUUAUAAGGCGUAUCGAACGAGAAAUUUUUGCUUUCUAAUAAAGUAUUAGAAUUUAUAA
Topomyia yanbarensis is the source of this 2720-nucleotide messenger RNA. RefSeq lists its product as uncharacterized. The transcript has 3 exons. The coding region runs from base 227 to 2560 and encodes 777 amino acids. The record is from RefSeq and is a predicted model, not a curated record. Lineage: Eukaryota; Metazoa; Arthropoda; Insecta; Diptera; Culicidae.